UUGCAGGAUCAGGAUGGCCUGCCGGUUCAGCAUCAGUGCCUCUUGUACUCUGGCAGGCUGCUAGACGACGCUAUGCUGCUGGCGGAGUGCGGGCUGGGCGCCGGCUGCACGGUCCACCAGACCGGCCGCCUGCUUGGUGGGAAGCCCGUCAAGGUCAAGAUCAUCACCAACCACUUGUCCUGUGGCCAGGAGGUCAUCAUCGACCUGGACCCAAAUGCGGGCAAGGCGGAGAUCAAGCGCAAGCUGGAGACUGCCACGGGGGUGCCGGCGUCGCAGCAAAAGGUCAUGCUCAGCGGG
Chlorella variabilis is the source of this 297-nucleotide messenger RNA. RefSeq lists its product as hypothetical. Lineage: Eukaryota; Viridiplantae; Chlorophyta; Trebouxiophyceae; Chlorellales; Chlorellaceae. Gene Ontology annotation, molecular function: protein binding. The transcript has a single exon. The annotation marks the transcript as partial. The record is from RefSeq and is a predicted model, not a curated record.